UCAUUCUAAUUCUUCAACCUAGCGUUUUAUUGUGAUUGACUAAAGUUGAAUGAAAAACAAAAUUGAUAUUCAACAAUAAAAAGGAUAAACAAACAAUCAAUCAUUUCUACUUCAUUCCGUACAUUUCCAACAACGACGGAAGCCGCGAUUAGUGUGGAGCAUCGUUUCAUUCAAACACGUUUCUUCUCCUGUGUUUCCAUUACGGGGCGAAAAAGUCUUUUUUUUCCUCUUUACAACUCUCUCUUAAUUUCCCGUAGGGGGUCGCAUACAAUCACACUCGUCUGGGGCGACUGACACAAAGGGGAGAUUGAUCUUGCUUCAAUUGUUCAGACUGUGCCCUGAUCUAAGGACAAAAAUUUUGACAGCACUGCAAAAAUAGUAACGCAAUAAUUCAUUAUACUGUCGACUUCCUGUUUCAGCAACCACCACCAUCUUCUUGACUUUCGUUCAUUACGAUGGCUUCCGUUGCCUUGCACCCUUUGGCAUCGAGAUCAGGUGCCCAAACAUCAACAAUUGUUUCAGUAGACGUGCAGCCUGACAAGACACCAACAUUAUCCAGUAGUGCACCUCAAAUUCAUGACUCUGAACAUGAUAGCUUGUUCGGAUCAUGCACCACGGAUAGAGCCUCUUCACCACAUCCGUUCACAACCGAUGAUGAUGACAAUAGAUUGCAAAACAAUAAUGGGAUAGAAUGGGGAUUACAUCAUUCAGAUAUCGAGAAGUAUCCUAUUCUGGAUGGACAGUAUGAUGAUGAACAAGAUCAAUCUACUAGCAAUCCUCCUCCCAUUCGCGCAAUGAGUGCUGGUCAAUUUGAAGAAUUACAACGACAAUACGUUGAAUUGGACGUUCCUCAUUCUGUCGUCUUUCCUUUUUUGCAUGGAGUCGAUGGAGAUAAUCAAGCUCAAUGCGCAUUCUUUCGUGCUCCUAUGACUGGUCAACCUACUCCUCUUUAUCGCGGCUUGACAAUCGUUCGAGCAGAUAUGCCUCAACAACGAAAGCGAACAUCAUCAUCCGCUUCAAAGCUCUCUAUGAUGUCUUCUCAACAGAAUCAUCGUUCGCGUGCAGGAUCAUUGAUCAGCUCAAACUUCAGCGCAGAUAGCACCAGCAGCGAUGAAGAUGACGAUUUCGAUUUGGAAGAUGAUUUGGCAUUGAUCGAUCAUCAAUCAUCCAUUCCUGCAUCUAAUUCGACUUCGUCUGGCUCAUCAGCCGCUUCUGAAUCGCAUGCAUCUUCACUGUUCUCAUUUGCAGGAAGUGAAGUGACGAUGAAUACGCAAGUGGACUCGGAUUCUUACAAGGCCACAGAAGCAGCUGCCAAUCAUGCGCGCGAACAUCGCCAGCGAAAGCGUUCUUUACGCAAUUCCGGUGCAUCAAACGUAUGCAGCCGAUCUCCACCGAUCGUUGAAGCACAGCCUGGACAUAGCUUUUUGGCUUCUUCAGUUUAUCCAAAUGACAUUAUCAAUCCUCCUUUGGUUGCUAAUUUGGUUAGCAAUAGCUUGGACGUUGCACGUCAAUGCCAAGUGAUCCAGGAUGAAAGAUGUAUCGUAAAGGGAGCAACCUUCAUGCGUCCUCGCCAAGCCGAUGGAAUCUCUUUGCGAAACUUCAAAACACAAUGCGCAAAGUAUGCCACGAUUUCGGAUAUCGUCGUCUAUUGCCCGGCAGGAUUACAUGAAGGUGCUCUGAACUUUGCCAAUUGGAUUCGUCAAGCACAAGAGACUUGCUAUCAAGAUCGCAUCGAACGUGGCCUCGGUAGCCUUCGCUAUAAUGUUUUUGUCAUCACUGAUUCAUUCGAUGUAUUCGAGCGUCAAUAUCCUCAUCUCGUUUCUGUUGACGGAAGCGGCUUUUCGCGUCAACGAGUUGACUUUGUCGAUCGGGAAAGGGAAGAAAUGCAACGAUUCACAGAAGCAUCCGAGAUUGAUGAAAACGUAUUUAUGGGUUGCACUGCCAAUGUGCCUUUCGCCGUGGACGAAUACGAAGGCUCAUCUCUCUCGUUGGAUUCCUACUUGCCACAUGAAGUCAAUCCACAUGCAUUCUCCGUCUGCAUUGAAACUGCUGAGCAUGGUGAAUUGCCAAGCCAAAGUCGAUUGGCACAUGCGUCUUACUACCUUGAUGCAUUCGAAGCGUCUACAUUGCACGACUUGAGUGAGUUCAAUGGAGACAGCGAUGAUGGUGAAGACGCAGAACGACCUUCACUUGGGCCCACAGGUUGGAACCCAGCUCAAGCACGUUCAGAAUCCCGCAAGCGCGACUCACAGCAGCAACGACAACAGCAAGUCUUGUGUCCAGCACCAUCAAACAUUGUUCACCUGCGCGGAUUGGGAUCUGGAUCAGCAUUUGAAGAUGAAGACGCAGAACAAGAUGCGAUUGAUGACGUAGUCAACAUGAUCAGUUGGAUCUACAAGCAAGCCAUGCCACCAACAAAGAGUCCAUCACCAUCUUCUUCUUUCUGGCGACCACGUCAAGGCACAUAUGCCAAUGGUGAAAGACAUCAACAACAGAUGCCAAGAAGAAUUCUCUUGCAUUGCAGCGAUGGGUAUACAGAUUCAUCUAUCUUGGGUCUGGCAUAUCUGAUGUAUGCUCGCAAUUUGACAUUGGCAGAGGCAUAUUUGGAUCUACAAACUCGAUGCAAUCGCUGCUUCUUCGUGUAUGCGCGUGAUGUGCCAUUCUUGCAAAAAUUGGAAAAACGAUUUGCUGCAAUGGAGCAUCACGCCAAAGCUGCAGCUGCAGAAAAACAACGCAAUUCAUGGGGUUACUCUGAAGAACGUCAAUCAUCUCGUAAAGCAAGCAAUGGUGUGAUCGCUCAUCGACGUGAUCAAUCCGAAACGGCUGCAAGCGUGUUGGAACAAAGCGUUUGGGCACGUGGUUUGGCUGCUGCAACAGGUUUGAUGACUGGUGGAAAUGCUUUGGCCGGUCAAGGUUCUCAUGGCAAACGCAGUACAGAGAUGACAAGAACCACAACGCCAACUCCACGUCGUAGUACACCUACGCCUCAAUCACCACACCGUGAAAUCCGUAAAGAUCAUUCCUGGUUCACAAAUCCACACUUUCAAGGUUCAUUCCCUUCGCGUAUUUUGCCAUUCUUAUAUCUUGGCAAUCUGUCCCAUGCGAUGAAUCCGGGUAUGUUGCAUGCAUUGGGCAUCACACAUGUAGUUUCUGUCGGAGAAAGUGCGCUCAUCCCGCCUUCAUUGGAGGAGAAUUUGGAAAAUGCAGCAAAGGCGCACAAACGUAAUUCUUCAUCUACAUCUUCUAUCAGCAACCGUAUGGCGUCCAACACACUUCGAACAUCAAAACGCCGCAGUGGUGGUACUGGCCAGGAGCACAAGACUUUAUGGGAAGAAGAACGCAUGGGUCGCAUCAAGGUGUUGGAUCUGAAAGGUGUUUCGGAUGAUGGUAUCGAUUCUUUACGUCCACAUUUAAAUCGUGCUGUUGAAUUCAUUGAGCAAGCUCGAUUGGAAGGCGGAAAGGUGUUGGUCCAUUGUCGUGUUGGCGUAAGCAGAAGCGCAACUGUUUGCAUUGCUUAUGCGAUGGCCCAUUGCGAUCUGAGCAUGAUUGAAAGUUUCUUGCUUGUUCGUAGCAGAAGAAUGAACGUCUUGACUCAACCAACCUUACUAUUCGUUUGGGAAUUACGUGGAUUUGAAGCACAUCUAACAAAACUCAAGCGUCAAAGAGCAAAUUCGCCAAAUCGCGCAAUCGCCCACCACCUUCCUGCCAGCCAUGAUGAUGAUGAAAUGAUGAACGAUGCGGAUGAUGCAUUCUCUUUGGCAGCUCUUUCGCUUUCUUCUGGGGAUAUGAGCCAUGAUCAAGAUUUCAGUCGUAAAUUCAGCUUCCGUUCUGCAUCUGAACCAGUACAACUUGAACAACAUCCUUCGCUUUUAAACCUAACUUCUCGUCAAAGCAUCUUCUUUGAUGAAGAUUUAAAGGUGGAUAUCGGUGCGGGUGCAGGAUCCGUUUAUGGUUUCCAAGUUCGUAACGUUGCUGAAAAGCCAUUCAAUUCUGGAUCGCUUACUCGAUUGGACCAUCGUUCAGCCAAAUUGACCCAUGGCUGUUUCUGCAAAUUGUUGAGCGAACUUAAUCAACGUUACAUGGUCAAUUAGUGGGACAGCGAUCCCCUAAUUCACAACCUCCUUUUCUUUUUCUUUUGGUUUUUUCCUUCUGGUCACACAAUCUGUAUAUUUUUUAUUCGUGUCACUCAUCAAAGCACAAACAUACUCACACACACAAGCAGCAACGGUACACAUAAUGUUUUAUAUUCAGACUCUAAUGAUUUCUCUUUUCCAGAUCUUUCUCGAUUUUAUCUUUUGUAUAUUCUCAUAGCAUCAUCAUCAUUACCUUUCUCUGAUUUUCCCCUUGUUGUCUACCCUUCACUUUUUCAGCAUUUCAAUAGUCACCUUAUUCAGCAUAUUUUUCACGAAAUUUCAUCAAUUCUGUUCAUGAUCAUCAAUUGGGGUGAAUGUUAUAAGCUUUAGAAGGAU
This is a messenger RNA of Meira miltonrushii, 4469 nucleotides long. RefSeq lists its product as uncharacterized. Gene Ontology annotation, biological process: protein dephosphorylation; nuclear DNA replication. Gene Ontology annotation, molecular function: protein tyrosine/serine/threonine phosphatase activity. The transcript has a single exon. The record is from RefSeq and is a predicted model, not a curated record. The coding region runs from base 456 to 4091 and encodes 1211 amino acids. NCBI's taxonomy places the organism in Eukaryota, Fungi, Basidiomycota, Exobasidiomycetes, Exobasidiales, Brachybasidiaceae.